Messenger RNA from Triticum dicoccoides, 1180 nucleotides. Its product is annotated as dof zinc finger protein DOF2.2-like. The record is from RefSeq and is a predicted model, not a curated record. The transcript has a single exon. Gene Ontology annotation, molecular function: DNA-binding transcription factor activity; DNA binding. NCBI's taxonomy places the organism in Eukaryota, Viridiplantae, Streptophyta, Magnoliopsida, Poales, Poaceae. Bases 231 to 950 code for a protein of 239 amino acids. Gene Ontology annotation, biological process: regulation of DNA-templated transcription.
ACCAACCGCUCCCGUCGAUCGAUCCGUCAGCUCCAUCAUCUGCUGAUUGCCGCCGCCGCUUGCCGCCCAUCGGUCCAGCUCACACUGACCGCUACGUCUCACUCUCUCCUUCCUCUCCUAGCUCACCCUACCUGCUACGAGCCUACGAGUACGAGUAGGGUGUAGCUCGGUGAUCACCACGCGCGCCCACAGGCCGCAGCUCGUUUUAAGCCGGCCGGGCCGGACACGGCAUGCGCUGCCCCGCCCGCAGUCCCGCACGGCAUUCGAUGGCUCCAGCUUCCGCCUCGCUCCUCCCCGCCGCCGACUCCGCCCCCGACGCUGCUGAACAAGAGCAAGAGCAACAGCUCGCGCAGGUCAGUCUCUGCUCACUGCUCACUCUGUCUCAAUCCGGCAAGCAAGGAGGUGACCAGGAGGGAGCGGCGAGCAAGAAGAACGGCCACGGCCAGAGCCAGCAGCAGCCGCCGAAGCUGGAGUGCCCGCGGUGCAGCUCCACCGACACCAAGUUCUGCUACUACAACAACUACAGCACCGCGCACCCGCGCCACUACUGCCGCACCUGCCGCCGCCACUGGACGCACGGCGGCACGCUCCGCAAGGUCCCCGUCGGAGGGGCGUGCCGCCGCCGCUCCGGCAGCGGCAAGCGCCGCAGGUCCUCCGCCGAGCCCCACACGACGUCCUCCGACUCGCCGCCACCGCCGCAGCCGGAACAGCAGGACACGCUUACCCCGCUCCCGGUCUUCCCGUUCCUCACCGACGACGGCCCCGUCUUCCUGCCGCAGUUCGACCUCGGGCUCGCCGGGUUCCAGUGGACCACGCCGACGGCCACAGACCACCUCUACGACGGGCUCGGGACGCCGUGGGGUGGCUGCGACGGGGCGCUCGCCCCCACCGGCGCAUGGGAUGACUUCGGCGGCCUCGAGCUCACCUGGCCUCUGGCGGCCGGAAACUGAUCGGCGUCGUCAUGUCGGUCAGCGUGUCGCCGGCGCGUUCCAGGCUCCUGUUUUAUCAUCGCAGCCUCGAUCGAUCAGCUAGCUGCCUAUCUUUACCAGUCUGCAGUGUGUCUGUGACCAAUCAGACAUCUUUGACCACAGUAGUUGUCUGAUUACAUAGCUCGAUCCAUUUCAGGUUAUAAUUUCAUGUAUGGAUAUAGCUAGCAAACGCAUGAGUAUCCAGGCUACUA